Saccostrea echinata is the source of this 6003-nucleotide messenger RNA. RefSeq names its product anaphase-promoting complex subunit 1-like. Gene Ontology annotation, biological process: anaphase-promoting complex-dependent catabolic process; protein K11-linked ubiquitination; metaphase/anaphase transition of mitotic cell cycle. The transcript has 53 exons. The record is from RefSeq and is a predicted model, not a curated record. Gene Ontology annotation, molecular function: molecular adaptor activity. Lineage: Eukaryota; Metazoa; Mollusca; Bivalvia; Ostreida; Ostreidae. The coding region runs from base 26 to 5803 and encodes 1925 amino acids. Gene Ontology annotation, cellular component: anaphase-promoting complex.
AGCCGACAUCCUGGAGAUUGAGGAUAUGAUAUCAGCCUGUGAAACACAGGAAUUUGUACCAUUUGGAAGAACGUAUAUUGAGAAACAUCCAGGAAUAUUUGAACUACAAGUACAGAACCAUGUAUGCACAGAACAAGGAGUGCCCCUGGUCAAGUCAUUCAGAGAUAUUUCCAUCACUGAUUCUAAAAAGCCCAAAGAACAGUGGUCCUUCAAAAGGCAGCAUAAACUUUGUCCAUCGGACAGUGAAACUUGUGAUGAAGAGCUAUAUGUGAGUGGAAACACAGUCAUUUGGAGCCAUGGGGGACAUGGGGGAGUGCAGCAUAUCCUCAAAUCCUUCACCAUGGACACACCUGUUCUACAGGCACUUUGGUUUGAUUUCAUUUUACCAAAUACAGAGACAAUUCCAGACCCUCCUCAUUCCUUGGAUAUUGAGGGGGAGCUGCAGUCAGGUAUCUGUGUGGUUGAGAUGGGCUGUGUAAGUUGUUUCUGUGAAACAGGAGAAGAAUACUCCAUGGCAUUGCCAUUUCAGAUUGCAAAUGCUUGGAAGAUGAAGAAUGGCCUCCUCUUUGAAAGAACAGUGUCAGUAGCAGAGUCAAGUAACAGUAAAAGAAAUUUCCCAAAUCAGACCACAGUGUUCAGUAUGUUACAUUGCUUGGAUGAAGUUUCACCUGUCAUAAUGAGAACAAAUACCAGCAGUGGGUUGAAGGUAUCCUACAUGACAGACACUUCUCAGCACAUUGUAUUUACCAGUGUAGAACCAUCUUUAGCACUGAUGUAUGACACACAGUUAGGAGUUCAUUCAGCCUGGAAAAUUCAGAGGGCUAAAUUUGAAGACUGUAACUUAGUAUGUGGUUCACUGGACAAUAGCCUGUAUCAUCCUGUUCCCGGGACCCCACUAAACAAUCAGUCCAGCUGCAGUUCACGUUACUUUGGAAACAUUUCCUCCCAGUCACCCAGUGUGUCCCCAAUGAGAAGUUUUUCAGGGAGGAUUAGUUCACCUGGGUGCCUCCAUCUUCCUCAACCUAUCAGUCCAAUGAUUUCUAGAUCUCAAUCACCAGCUAUAACAAGUGGCUCUCUUCAUCGAUUUCACACACCAUCUCCAAGCAUAGGCAGACAUUCAGGAAAUUACUUCCGAACACCACCUGUUUGCUCAAAUAAUGUUUCCCUCAUCAAUGAAAGCUUUACAGAAUGGGUAGAACCUCUGAGACCAGAAGUCUGUUUGGAACACAUCUGGACAGAGCCUGCACCAGCAAUUAGAGAUGGAUCCUUGGGAAAGUCUAGCAAAGUUUUCCAGAUGAAAGACCUCUGUGGACAGCAAUACUUGUGUUACCUCGUGUCAUACAGACAACAAUUACGAUGUGUUAAGUUUGAGGAGAGCAACGAUUUGAGUCAAUUGAUAUUUGGGUCUGUUUCUAUUAUCCCUGCUAAAGAUGCCCUUCCAAUUGAGAGUUUAAAUCUGUUGGUGAUACUUGAUCCAAAUGGAGUAUUAUUUAUCUACAGUGGUGUUACCAAGAUAAAUCGGCUUCAUGUUUCAACACUGCCUCUUGGAUCAGGCUCUAUAAAUAUGCUGAAACCUGUCACCCCCAUCAAUAGCCCACAGAGGGGAGGAAUAUUUACCUCCAGCAGACCCCCUAGUGCUAUGGAUCAAGCAGGAUUUGAUGAAGAGAUAACUAGACUUUCACCAGUACAAACAGAUUUGGAGGAUUCCUCACACUUUGAUGAAUUUCCAACACAUUCUAGUUAUAUACAAGGCUUGAGAGAUAAUGUGGGGGCCAGGUUCACUAUCGAAUUAAUUAAUGGCAGUAUGUGUAGAGCAGUGAUGCCAAAAUCCUCAGCCUCACCUGGGAUCGAGAAAAGUUUACUGUCACUUAGACACAUGCUGCCACGAGAUGUUGCCAUCACUAUCCUUGGUAAAUGGUACACAGCCAGAAAUACUCCAGGAGGGUUAGUGAACCAGUCAGAGUGGGCCCUUUUUACCAAAACUUUGUUUGGACUCAUGGGAUAUGACACAUCCAGAUUAGCUUUGACUCGUCAGGAAGAUGCAGACAUAUCAGCUUCACCAUUAAUGCUGGCCAAAAAACCAAGACAAUCAGAUCAGGGCUCAGAGGAUGAUUGGGAUACAAUGAUAAGUUCUGACCACCACAAGUUAGUGAAGUCUGUGUUUGAGAACAGUUUGGGAUUCCAGUCACCCAUUGACUUGUUACAGACCUCGAAACACUCCUUCCCGUCUUCAAUAAACACUUCUGCUGUGUUGUUUGUGCAGAUACCAGCUGUGUUUAUAGCAUUACAUCUUACUUUUGAGGAAUUACAGUUAAAUACAACUCUAGUUGAAGAGGUAGAAAAUUUGGUGCCAAUUUUAUACCAACUUUCAAGCGACCUAAGAAGAUCGAACUAUGCAGAUUAUUACUGUAGGAAGUUCCCAUCUUUGUUUGACAGUUGUAGUGAUGAAGAAAGCCAAAUUACAGAGGAUCAUCUUUCGAGACUGCAGUAUCCCAAUGUAGAUUUUGACUUUGUGUUUUCUGUUGAUCAGUGGGUUAGUCUUGCCUUAAGACAAGUGGACUGUAGACCCUUUCCAUAUAUACCUGGUGUUUCUAAUCUUACAAAAAGCAUAAUCUCGUUGUAUGCAGUCUUGGUCAAACAGAACAUGACAACAGAACAAGCAGUGGAUCGUUGUCUGAGGAGGCUUGCCCCUUCAGGUCACAGGGGACCCAUAUCAGAUCUGUCUCUCUCUAGGAGUUUUUCUGUGACAGUGCCAACAAACAGUGUACAGGAAAGGACAGUGUUGUACAUGACCGACUUAGGCAUGACCCUAGAUGACUUGGAAUAUUUACCCAUAGGUUUAUCCUUGCCUUUAAGAGAAGCAAUAUUUCACUGCAGAUAUAACCCUCCAUCUGACUGGCCAGAAGAACCAUAUAUUCUCAUAGGGCGCCAGGAUUUAUCACAGCUUUUGUCUCUUGGCAAGAAAAAAAAAGUGUGUUCACCAGGAAUGUAUUCCUAUAAGCCUUAUCCAGAUGUAGAAGGGACACAGUAUGAAGAAGAUGGCAUGGAACAUUUAGACCAAGAGCUUUUGAGGUUAAGAUUCUCUGAAGAUUUACGAGUAUCAGAAGCCAGACGACUACUUCAGUCCUCACGUCCAGCAAGAAUUUCUUUAACCCAGAGACCGGAGGUCAGUGAUCAUGAUUUUAUUGAGGAGCAAGAGCGACAUUUAUACAAUAUUUGCAUAAGAACCAUGGCACUUCCAAUUGGGCGUGGGAUGUUCACACUCUGCACAUAUCAUCCUCUUCCAACUGAACCUUUGCCAAUUCCCAAGCUCUGUCUACAGGGGAGAGCUCCUCCAAGAAAUGCCACUGUAGACUUAACACACAUAGAUACCCCUGCCAACAUGAGCACAUGGCCACAGUUUCAUAAUGGAGUGGCUGCUGGAUUAAGAAUGGCAGAUUUUUCACAGGUUGACUCUACUUGGAUUUUGUACAACAAACCUAAAGGCAAUGAAUUAACCAAUGAAUAUGCUGGCUUUUUGAUGGCACUUGGUUUGAAUGAGCAUCUCAUUCAUCUUCACUCCUUAAAUGUCCAUGACUAUCUCAGCAAAGGGAGUGAAAUGACAACAGUUGGACUCCUUCUUGGUUUGGCAGCAGCAAAGAGAGGGACCAUGGAGUUUGCCACCACUAGGAUUUUGAGUAUUCAUGUGGCAGCAUUCCUUCCUCCAACCUCAACAGAACUGAAUGUCCCUCACAAUGUCCAAGUAGCAGCAAUAUUAGGUGUUGGUCUUGUGUACCAGGGCACUGCCCAUAGACACACAUCUGAAGUACUGCUGUCAGAGAUAGGGCGGCCUCCAGGACCUGAGUUAGACAACUGUACAGAUAGGGAAUCUUACUCCCUGGCUGCUGGGCUGGCAUUGGGGCUCAUCAUGUUUGGGAAAGGCAAUGAGGUCAUUGGUACGUCUGACCUUGGAAUGGCAGACACACUCUGUCAUUUUAUGACAGGAGGACACAAGCGCCCCCUGAUAGGGAACAACAAGGAAAGAUACAAGGCCCCCAGCUAUCAGAUUAAGGAAGGUGACAACAUCAAUGUGGAUGUGACUUCUCCAGGAGCCACCCUUGCUCUCGGCAUGCUUUACUUUAGAACAAACAACAGUGCAGUAAUUGACUGGCUAAGGGUUCCAGAUACACAGUUCAUGUUAGACCAAGUCCGUCCUGAUUUUCUAAUGCUAAGGACCAUAUCUCGAGGACUUGUCAUGUGGGACUACGUCGUCCCAAGUUUUGACUGGAUCAAGUCAAUGAUUCCACCUAUAUUGCAAGAAAAAGCCUUUGAAAGAAAGCAAGGAGAGGGUGAAGAUGUAAUGAUUGAUUAUGAAACAAUGAGCCAGAGUUACUGUAAUGUUGUGGCAGGAGGCUGUAUGGUGAUUGGUCUGAAGUUCGCAGGAACAGCCAAUCAAAUGGCAUUUGGAACACUGAUGAAGAGCAUUAAGCUGGCUCUGACCAUAAUGUCCAGUCAGUCCCAUGUAGAACAGACGGGGAGAGGUGUGCUGGAGAAUUGUAUGGUCACCAUUCUUCUCUCCUUAGCCAUGGUGAUGGCAGGCUCAGGUAAUCUUGAGGUCCUCAGACUUUGCCGUAUGCUGCGUUCUCGGAUUGGACCACCACAUAAUAUUUUUGUGACCUAUGGAUCUCACAUGGCAAUCAGUAUGGCUGUUGGUCUACUGUUUCUGGGAGGCGGCAGAUACUCCUUGAGUACUACUCCAGAGGCAAUAGGUAUUAUGCUGUGUGCAUUUUUUCCCAAGUUUCCAUUUCACAGCAAUGAUAACAGGUACCAUUUACAGGCUUUCCGUCAUUUGUAUGUUCUGGCCACAGAAGCCAGAGUUGUCCUUCCUAGAGAUGUGGAUUCAGGGGAACCUUGUUAUGUACCUCUGGAAAUCAAAUUCAAGGAUACUGAGGAUUAUUCUGGAGAAUGUUUUAGGACAUCUGCACCUACACUUCUUCCUCAGCUGGAUAAAAUUAAAGAGGUUAAAAUACUUGGACCCAGAUACUGGCCAAUAACAUUUCAAAUUGACAAAAACUGGAGUACUUUGCAAUUGCUUCUAAAGAAAAAUGGUGUUCUGUUUGUAAAGCAGAGGGCUGGCUAUUUAUCUUAUGUUCUGGACCCAAAGGGAUACAGAAGUAUGCUGGCAAAAUCUUUAACCAGUGAUCACUCAAGUCAUACCUCAGUGCAGCCUGAUGUUAUUAAAGCAUUUACAUCUGACCCCGUUAUAUCAUCAAUGGCUGACUAUUUCUUGAAGGGAAAAGAGAAUUGUCAGAGAAGCAGAACUCUUCAGAAGUUGUCGUCCAUAUUGUACUCGAGUGUGACCCGAGAAAAACCUGAAGUUAUCUCAACUCACAUGAGACUUGAUCAGGUCUUGAACCAGUCCAGUUUCUCUUUGUCCCAUCUUGGAAUUAGACAACUGAAGAAUAUUUUUGCUUACUACUACAGUUCCUUCAGCUUUAGGAAAUCUGGAAGUAUUUCCACUGCUCAGCUGCUUCAAAUGGAAUUUCUGUUGGCAUUAAAAUCACAUCUGGAGGAAAAGCUUGAUAAAUGGCAAGCAGCCAACAUGGAAGUUAUUGUGAAAUAUCUACAAACCAACACUGUCAAAGGCUGCAACAUGUCCCUCUUAUCAGCCUAUGUCACGUGGUAUGAUAUUUCAACGCCAGAUGAGAUAUCAAAAAUUGUUGUGGAAGGAGGUCCUACAUUACCAGUGCUGUGUGCCACACUCCCACAUUUACCAGUGAACACAGUGAUGCAGAUUCUUACUGCCUGGCAGGCUGCUGUGUGACAAUAAUGUGAACAAAAUGGACAUCACAUAGAAUUGAAAAUUAUGUGAACAAAAGUGAACAAAACAGAUAUUAUUUGCAUAGAACUGGAAAUAAUUGUGAAUUACUGAAAAAAAAGUUGUAAACUAGAAAAAUCAAAUAUAUAUAACUCUAAGAGUUUAAUUAAUGUGUUCUGUACAGUGGAAAUAACUUUGUACAUGUA